Molecule: messenger RNA, 1810 nt
Organism: Coffea arabica (coffee)
Lineage: Eukaryota; Viridiplantae; Streptophyta; Magnoliopsida; Gentianales; Rubiaceae
Cellular component (GO): chloroplast
Source: RefSeq, a predicted model, not a curated record
UUGUCCUGAACGUUCAAUUCAACUGAGCAAGAGGCUAGGCAUACGAUCAGGAGCUUUUCAAAGGGAUGUCUAGAAAAGGAACAGACUGUUUUAAUGAUGCUCCUAAUAAUUGCUGAAGCAAAAUUUGCUUAGGACUAAUAUGGGCUUUGGGCAAUUAAGAAUUUUAUGAUUGCCCCUGCUCUGAAUUAGGCCCUCUCCAUUCCCUCGUUAAAAUCCUGCACCAACACUUUUCUUCUCCCAAGCCAUUUUCAAUUUUCCGCUGCAACAAGAUAAAGUGAUAAACCUCCGUCCCAAACCCCCCUUCUCCCCCAGUUCAAAGUCCCCGCGCGCAGCCCCUUAUCUAAUUGCCGUUCAAGAAAUCAGUAGGGGAUGGAGGAAAAUGGCAGAAAAGGAGAAAAGAGGGAGAGGAGCAAUAGAGGAUCUGCCUAGUGUCCAGUAAUUCUAAGGAGUAUUUGAUGAGUACAGUUCCCUUUUGGAACAUUAUCAAGUCAUGCAUAUGAUGGAAUUGUUCAAUGUAAAGCUGGAUCUCCUUUCCUGAUCAUGUGGCUUGUUUUAAUCAGAUUGGCAGAGAGAGAUAAAACUGAACAAAUUUUCUGGCAUGCGGACGGAAAUGCUACGGUAAUGUUAGCAUUUUGUCUCCACCAGUUACUGUGACAAUGCUAAAGAAGUGACGGAUUUUUUACCUCUCCCAUACUUGAAACUGAAGAUCCUCCUUUGCACCUAUAAACUGUGAUAUCAUGAGUUCUAUCUUCUCACCGACCUCUCACCUCCGAGUUGCACCACUAUAUCAUAAAUUAGGAAGUAAUCUACAUCUACAGUCCCUCUGUUGUUGCUUUAAGCUGUGCCAUUUCCUUGGUGGUCGACAGUCUUCAGUUUUGUGUAAAUUCCCAACCAUUUCGCCUAAUCCCAAGCUCAAGUUUCAGUCGACUCUUGGGGGUACAAGUCCUGCAAAUGAAGGAACAGUUUCUGUGAUUAAUUUUGAAGAUUUAAUGGAGAAGGAUUGGUCAUUUCUUGAGCACGAUGAUAAAAAUUCUAAGGAACAGCACAACCAGAAGCAAGAUCAGAUCAUUUCUGCAGGGGAGGUUGGAGAAACUUCAAGGGUUCUAAUUUCAAUUGGUUCUGAAGAGUUUGUUGAUAAAGUUUUUAAUUCUUCACCUUGUGAGCAAUUGCUUGUUGUUCAUGACUCGUUGUUUAUAUUAGCAAGCAUCAAAGAAAAGUAUGACAAAGUGAAGUGUUGGCAAGGCGAAUUAAUUUAUUUACCAGAGAAGUGGGCACCUUUUGAUGUUGUGUUUUUAUAUUUCCUUCCUGCUUUGCCAUUUCAACUUGGCCAGAUUCUGGGAACACUUGCCAAGCAUUGUUUGCCAGGUGCAAGGGUUGUGAUAAGUCAUGUGCAAGGGAGGCAAAUGGUUCAAGAGCAGCAAAAACAAUAUCCUGAUGUAGUAGCCGCAGAGUUGCCAGACAAGACGACUUUGCAAGAUGUUGCUGCUGAUAAUACAUUUGAACUGGUGAAGUUUGUGGAUGAACCUGGAUUUUACCUUGCAGUCCUGAAAUUCCAGACAGAGAACCUUGUUAGAUAGUUUUUACAUGUGCUCAAUUCAAAAAGGUUUUGUAGUGUAUCAAUGGUUGUGCCUGAGUUCCUCGGUACUCUUUAUUGUUCAAAUAGUUAAAGAGUGACGGUUGUUUUUCUUCGCGUUUUUUUUGUGGUACGUUUUGGAUUUUGUAGUUUAUCGACAAUUUUAGACCUUGAAUUCGAUGACAAUUGGAGCUUCAUCAAUCAAUAACUUGGAUUGGACCUCAAACCAUUUUGUGC